AGGCUUUCGAGAGUUGAAUCGAUUCAUUUUGUAGCUGAAAAGUCCAAAAUGGCGAUGGACGGUGGCAUGUCCACGUCUCCAUCAGGACUAUCGUAUCACAAUGUUGGGGACUUUUACCCCAGAAAAUUCGGUUCCAAGCCGGACGUGGUGCCGACCGGGGUGACCGAGAGGAAAGUUGGCCCACUUGAUAAACCUGACAUGGUGGCGGUGGACGUUGUCAACAUCAACGAUUCAGAUAUCCCAAUCCACAGAAAAAAGCAAGAAACUGACGCAUAUGUGCUGGGCACUAUACACCCAUUCCGGAAGACAGACAGAUCCUUCUUCGGGAAACUCUCUCAAGAAUUCCGCUUGGUGACUUCAGACAGACGGUCAUGGAGAAUCCUGGUGUUCGGCAUACUGAAUGUUCUUUGUACUGGCUGCCUUCUGAUGUGGUGCAGCUCCACCAACAGUAUGGCCUUAACCGCAUACACGUACCUCACCAUCUUCGAUCUCUUCAGUCUGAUCACCUGUCUGCUGAGCUCUUGGGUGGCAAUGAAGAAGCCUAGUCAGCUCUUCUCUUUUGGGUUUGAGCGGCUGGAGGUCCUGGCUGUGUUUUCCUCCACGGUGCUGGUGCAGCUCGGAGCUCUGUUCAUCCUGAAGGAGAGUGUGGAGAGAUUCGUGGAGCAGCCGGAGGUGCACACGGGUCGUCUGUUGGUGGGGACCUUUGUAGCUCUGUUCUUCAACCUGUUAACUCUGCUCUCUGUGAAGAACAAGCCCUUUGUCUAUGUCUCAGAAGCUGCCAGCACCAGUUGGCUCCAGGAGCAUGUCGCAGACCUGAGUCGAAGCCUGUGUGGGAUCAUCCCUGGCCUCAGCAGUGUCCUUCUGCCUCGUAUGAAUCCCUUUGUCUUAAUCAACGUGGCCGGAGCUCUCUCACUCUGCAUCACCUACAUGCUCAUUGAGAUCAAUAAUUACAAUGCUGUGGACACGGCCUCUGCGGUGGCCAUCGGCCUUAUGAUCUUUGGCACCAUGUAUCCUAUGAGUGUGUACAGCGGGAAGGUGCUCCUUCAGACCACUCCCUCCCAUGUCAUCGGUCAGCUUGACAAACUGCUCAGAGAGGUCUCCACUCUGGAUGGGGUCCUGGAGGUCCGUAACGAACACUUCUGGACGGUGGGCUUUGGCUCUCUGGCUGGCUCCGUCCAUGUCCGAAUACGCCGGGAUGCCAACGAGCAGAUGGUGCUGGCCCAUGUGACCAACCGCCUCUUCCCCCUCGUGUCCACGCUGACGGUUCAGAUUUUCAAGGAUGACUGGAUCCGGCCUUCCCUCAUGGCCGGAGUGCUCCCAGCCAGCACACUCAGCCCCUCUGACUACGGGGGCCUGUCCAGCUUUGUUCCCCCUCCCCCCAAACCCUCGGCGGACAUGGACCGGCUCACCUCCACCCCAUCCAAACCCAGCAGCCCACCGCCAGAGUUCUCCUUCAACACCCCGGGGCGGCAUGUCCAUCCUGUGGUUCUCCCCAGCACCCAGCAUCAGAGGCCCUACAGCAUGGGCCUCAACUACGGAGCCUUCCCCUACACCAACAUGCUCAACCAGAACCUAGCCCGGCCGGGGGGUGAGCUGGGGAUGGGUAUGAACCUGGGAAUGGGUGUAGGGAUGCCUUUAUCACAACAAGGUUUCAGAACUGCCUUAGGCGCAGCGCCACAGCGAUUUGGAAGCAACCCUCUCCCAUCACAGUACAGCCAGUACAGACCCUGAUGUUUAGAACAUAAGGUAUAGAAAUGGGAUAUUCAGAGAGAGAAUAUAUUAUGGUAUUUAUUUUGAUGGGACCAGGACAUACAUUCUGACCUUUGGUGGAUUUUCUAUCUUUCUAUAUUUUUUUGUACUAUUCUUCAAAAAGCAAGUGAGUUGGAAAUUAACUGUAGGCCUGUGUUCUUUAUAUGAUAUGCCAGUUAACAUUUUUCAGGGGCAAUACGUAAUGGGGUAAUUAGACUCUUUAUUAUGUUUUGCUCCAUAACUGCCACAUUAAAGGCAUCACUUUGUUACACUAUAAUGUUUCUUAAUGCCAACCUCAUUGUGAAGGAGUGGUCUGUAUUAUGCCUUUUUACCUUUUAUGGAAAACAAAAACGUGUCAUUUUCCAUUUCAGUAGAGUCUGCAAUAAAUUAAAAGCAAACUCUCAUGAAAAAUUA
Coregonus clupeaformis (lake whitefish) is the source of this 2163-nucleotide messenger RNA. RefSeq names its product solute carrier family 30 member 6 (gene slc30a6). Gene Ontology annotation, biological process: monoatomic cation transport; transmembrane transport. Gene Ontology annotation, molecular function: monoatomic cation transmembrane transporter activity. Gene Ontology annotation, cellular component: membrane. The transcript has 15 exons. Lineage: Eukaryota; Metazoa; Chordata; Actinopteri; Salmoniformes; Salmonidae. The coding region runs from base 49 to 1731 and encodes 560 amino acids. The record is from RefSeq and is a predicted model, not a curated record.